This is a messenger RNA of Bipolaris sorokiniana ND90Pr, 335 nucleotides long. RefSeq lists its product as uncharacterized. The coding region runs from base 30 to 203 and encodes 57 amino acids. The record is from RefSeq and is a predicted model, not a curated record. Lineage: Eukaryota; Fungi; Ascomycota; Dothideomycetes; Pleosporales; Pleosporaceae. The transcript has a single exon.
GCCUCCCCGUGUGUUGACGCGCAGCAACCAUGUGUAUUACAGUGGUCGGUAAGACCGUCCUUCUAGCCCUCCCCCGUGCCCAUGUACAGGUGUAUUGCGAAGGGUGGGUGGACCAAAUCCUCGGGUCCCUCGCGACAAUAGUCAGACGGCGACUGGAUCGGAGGAUAGCAUUCGACCUUCCAAGCUUGAGUUCACGCCCGUAAAACCUUGAGUUCGCUCAGGGUCUGCACGGAGAUAGAAACCAGCGUGAACUGAACUGCUCACAGAGAGAGUUCACUAGAUCUAUCAACCUGGUGAAUGGCACCUCCUGCUCUGACAAGAGUAUAAAUGCGAAG